AAGAAUGUCCCACUCUUGUCAGACGUUGAUAACGUAGUACCCGAGUACCAUUCGCUCCACAUUAGAAACUUUCAUUCAUGCUAUCGAUGUGUACUAAGGAACGACCGAGAUACGCGAAAACAAUGCGUACUUAUUAAGGUACCGAUUAAUAUACGACGCGCUUGAUGGUACUUAUUUAAAUUCAAUUUCAAAAACGUUUUCGGCGCAUAACAGUGAUUGGAAAAAUUCGGUUAAUGCUUGUGCUCAAUUCGGUGUAAAGUGCCAGUGAAAUGUGGUAGAAACUGUAAAAACAACAGCUUGUGUUCAGUGAAAAUUUGUGAAAAUUCUGUAAAAAGACAAUGCUGAAGGAACCCAAAAAAGGAUUAAUUAGCCUUUCAAUUUUCACUCACUUAGGCCGAGUGUUUUAACUGGUUUUGUUUCGAUUUGGAAAAGUACAAUGUUGAUUGCAACUCCAUAUAGAGACUUCGAUGUGCGAGAUAGAAUCCCUCCGAAAGUUAUAGCCGAAGUAAGAAAGACCUAUUUGAGUUCAACGGUGAAUGGUAUGCAGCUUCGUUUAUCAGCCAAUUUGCUCGUCAAGUAUCCCACAGAACGACUCUGGUAUUCCCGAAGAGUGCAAGUUAAAUCCGGCCAAUUGUUGGUCUCAUCGGCUCAGAAAACCGAUCUUCCUUUAAGGAUACCGCUGAGAAAUCUGAGUCUUCAAGCUGGAUCCACUAUUCAUAGUUUGUCGAUCUGUCGUGGCCAAAAUAUUGUCUUAACGCUACAGAUGGCCGAUGAAACCUCCUUCGACAGAUGGGUGAAAACUCUGGCUAUCGAACUGAUCCGCCAAACUCCUCUGGACGCGAUCAAAUACCUGGAUAUCCUCACUUUGGCCAAAUGUUGGAGCAGGAUAGAAAGGAAGUGUGCCAAAGACCUCAACGACAACAACGUCAUCCUGCAAAGAGAUUCUGAGAACAACCAGAGAGUCGAUGAAGAAACGCGACUUGUUCCAGGCUGCUGUGAGAAAUUCCCGUUGAAAACGGGAAAUGUUGCCAAAGCAAUUUCGAAGAAUAAUAGCUCAGAAGUGCGACCGAAUGAUCCUGAAGAGGUGGUUGAAUCAUUGCUGAAGAAAUGCCAGAACGUUGAAACUUAUGUGCCAGUAAAGGAAAAGCUGUUCUUGUUCGAGUCCUUGUGUAAGAUGGGAAGAAAAGUGCGCAGCUCGGAAGAUGUUUCUUUGAAGCCGCAAAAAUCGACCACCAAGAGAGCUAAAUCUUGCCAUGAUUUGAGUAGCUUGAAUACCCAAAUAGCUGUAAGGGAAAUUUGCAAAUACUUUGAAAAGAAGGGAACUGGAGAUGAACUAAAACAUGCAUGAGUUCGAUUGGAGAAAUGUUAAACAGUUUACCUUAAGUGUGAUACAUUUUAAUAUCUCUAACUUUAGUCAUUAGAAUACUUAACUUUGUGGCAUUAAGCUUUAAAGGAUGUCCCAAUGAGUAUUCAGUUAAUAGUUUAAAAUAUUAUUUAAAUACAUCCAAUAUUAAUAACAUAUACUUGAAAUGUUAUUUAUUUUAUUUUAUGAUUUUGUUUUUAUAUAAGACUAUAGUAUGUGAUAUUAGGUAUUUUAAGAUAGCUAUUGUAUGGACAUAAAAUUUGUUUUGCAAAACAUUUUAUUUUAUUAUAUGAAUUGUUUAGUAGCAUU
This is a messenger RNA of Dendroctonus ponderosae (mountain pine beetle), 1672 nucleotides long. RefSeq lists its product as uncharacterized. Bases 437 to 1348 code for a protein of 303 amino acids. The transcript is spliced from 3 exons. Lineage: Eukaryota; Metazoa; Arthropoda; Insecta; Coleoptera; Curculionidae. The record is from RefSeq and is a predicted model, not a curated record.